Molecule: messenger RNA, 1062 nt
Organism: Cheilinus undulatus (humphead wrasse)
Lineage: Eukaryota; Metazoa; Chordata; Actinopteri; Labriformes; Labridae
Gene: pou4f3
Product: POU class 4 homeobox 3
Exons: 2
Coding region: 1-1062 (353 amino acids)
Biological process (GO): regulation of transcription by RNA polymerase II
Molecular function (GO): DNA-binding transcription factor activity, RNA polymerase II-specific; RNA polymerase II cis-regulatory region sequence-specific DNA binding
Source: RefSeq, a predicted model, not a curated record
AUGAUGACCAUGAACGGCAAGCAGCAUUUCUCCAUGCACCCGGCCCUGCACGAGCCGUCAAAGUAUCCCGGCCUGCACUCAGGCUCGGAGGGCAUGCGCAGAGUGUGCCUGCCCGGCCCGCAGCUGCAGGGCAAUAUAUUCGGAGGCUUUGAUGAGAGCCUGCUGGCACGGGCAGAGGCUCUGGCGGCUGCUGACAGCAUUGUCUCUCACGGCAAGAGUCACCCGUUCAAACCAGACGUGACUUACCAUACCAUGAGCAGUGUCCCCUGCACCUCAGCCUCCUCCUCUUCCUCCACCACCGUGCCCAUCUCCCACGUCCCCUCCACCAUCGCCUCCCACCACCAUCACCACCACCACCUCGGACAGACCCUGGAGGCCGGGGACCUCCUGGAUCAUCUCUCCAACAGCCUGGCCGUGACCGGGAUGGGAGCUCCGGAGCCACCUGGGAUGACCACGUCGGCGCACCACCAUCAGCAUCCCCAUCACCACCUGCAGACUAUGGGGCAGCUGCACCAGGCGAUGGCCACCAUGGCGCACCCUCACUCUCUGUCCGUGCACGGUGGCAUGGCGUGCGUCAACGACGUGGAGUCUGAUCCCAGGGAGCUGGAAGCCUUCGCCGAGCGCUUCAAACAGAGGAGGAUCAAACUUGGGGUGACCCAGGCGGACGUGGGAUCCGCGCUCGCCAACCUUAAGAUCCCCGGAGUAGGGUCAUUGAGCCAGAGCACCAUCUGCAGGUUCGAGUCCCUCACUUUAUCCCACAACAACAUGAUCGCGCUGAAGCCGGUGCUGCAGGCCUGGCUGGAGGAAGCAGAGGCUGCGUACCGGGAGAAAAGUAGCAAGCCGGACCUUUUCAAUGGGGCCGAGAGGAAACGAAAGCGCACGUCCAUCGCUGCGCCAGAGAAGCGCUCUUUGGAGGCGUACUUUGCCAUCCAGCCUCGGCCCUCCUCGGAAAAAAUCGCGGCCAUCGCGGAGAAACUGGACCUGAAAAAGAACGUGGUUCGAGUGUGGUUUUGCAACCAGCGGCAGAAACAGAAACGAAUGAAAUACUCUGCGGCGCACUGA